Messenger RNA from Formica exsecta, 2060 nucleotides. RefSeq lists its product as uncharacterized. The record is from RefSeq and is a predicted model, not a curated record. The transcript is spliced from 5 exons. The coding region runs from base 42 to 1862 and encodes 606 amino acids. Lineage: Eukaryota; Metazoa; Arthropoda; Insecta; Hymenoptera; Formicidae.
GAGGAGAAAAAGAAAGAGAGAGUAUUGUCAUUGAGACAGAUAUGAGGUCCUCUUUGAUCUUGGGAGUUACCUUACUCCUGACGAUAGCGGCCACGUCUAUCGUCCAGGCACGUACAACCAGGUCAGCACACACCUGCGGUUUAGGUCCAGGCACUAACGCGUGCAAGCAAUGCGGGGAAAUAGUGGUGAAAGCAUCGAAACAGCAAAAACCGCUGGUGUUUGCAUCGCCGCAGGCAAUUAAUGAGGCUGCAAUAGCGCGUGAAGCGGUUGGAAGAUUUUCCGCAGGAACGGGAUCGAGAAGCAUUUCCAGUUACAGUCCCUAUAGUAGUGGAGUAGUUAGCACUAGCAGCAGCAGCAGCAGUAGUAGCAGUAGCAGCAGUAGCAGCUCUUCAAGUUCUGCAUCUUCCGUCGGUUUUCUUGGAAAACUGGGAAUCGGUGGAAGCUAUUCUUCUCCUUUCAAGACUGUCUCGCAUGAUGUGAGCACCAAUUCCGGUUGCGGAUGCGGAAAGAAAUCCGAACCUUUGGAGGUUCUUCUGUCCUCCGAUACUAAUAAACAAAUCGUGCCCAGUUUCCCGCCGAUCGGUGACUUAUGUUAUCCGAGCAAAGUUCAAAACGGCAAACUCCAAGUGACCACCAAAGUGAUACCGGCGUAUCCCAGCAAGGCCUCAUGCACUACUCCUCCAAUUCCUGAUCAGGUUUGCGUAAACGUACUCAAUGGACAGAUUGAUGAAACUGGAAUAAGAAAACUCGGUUUGGCACAAAGCGGUACCAGCACGGCGUUCGGUGGAUUGUUCGGUAAAUUAAGCGGCGGAAGUGCGUUUGGUAGCGCAAGUAGCCUCGGUGAAUAUAUUACCAGCAAUACAGGCAACACUCAAUACGGUUCUGGAGGAUACGGUAGCUCAGGUAGCGUUUUAGGAUACGGUAGCUCGGGCAGUCUUGGAAGAUACGGUAGCGCAAGCAGUGCAGGAUAUAGUAGUUCUGGCAGUGUUGGAGGAUACGAUUCAACUGGAUAUACUGGAUACGGAUUAGGAUAUACAGGAUAUGGAAAUCUGGGAUACCUUGGAAACGAAUUUGGAACAUCGAGCGGUGUUGAAUUUAUUGAAAACGACAGAUCUAACUGUGAUGACUUUGGUGAUGAAUUGCCCAAAGAUUAUUCGUAUCCUCGACUACCUGCGGAUCCGGUUUCGCUUACCUUAGCAUACAAAAAUCUCUUCCCGCGCUUACAAAUGGCAUACAAAACGAAGUCGUUCAUGCCGGAAGAUAAGCUGGCAUUUGGUCAUAGAACGAUACCAACCGAAACAACAUCCAGCAAGAAGAGAUUAGACGUACCUGAAGAGAAACUUCAGAUCCUCGAUAAACCCGUCGUAGAGCUAAAAACGACGCCACAGGUUCCCAUCACCGUCGGCUUUUAUAACGAACAGGAAGAAGUUAAGUUAGCCGAGCUCGAGGCUAUCGAACGUGAAAGAAUACAUCAGGAGGAAAUCGCCGGGCAACAACUACAGCAUGCAAACAUUAUUACAUACGGGGACUUAGGAUACGCGCCAGUCGGUGCACCAGGAAAGUUGGUAAGGCCUCUAUCAUUGAAUUCUCUCGAUACGCUCGAUGUAGAAGACAGAGGUUGCGGUCCGGUAGGACCACCAGCCUUCGACUACGUUCCCGGCAGUGUCGUGAUCAAUCAAGAAAUCAUGAAUGGAGACGAAAUCGAGGAUGGCAUCCAGACAAACGUCGGCACGGCAUACAUUCGUUACGAAGACGACGAGCGCAGCGAUGAGGAAGAUGACGACGAGGACUCGACGUCCGGGAUAUUCGCCAGACUGAGAAGCUCCGCUCAGAAAUACGGAGUUCCGUGUGGGGCUGUAUAAUCUUUCAUAUAGAAAACACGAAAUGUGAAAAGCAUUCGUUUCAUUGACGAUUCGUGAUCAUCAAGAUGAAUAUUGGUUGUUUAGAAACGAAGACGUGGACACCCUCAAAUAUUAUACUAGUCCUAGUCCUGCGUCUUUGUGAUGUCACUAAUGUUAAGAUAAUAUAUUAGCGAUUAUACGAGAGAAGAGAACCAGAAA